GAGUUGAAUCUCACCAAGAUGCAGUUGAAGACAGGCCUCGCGGGAUUUGAUGCUUUUGCUAUUUUACUACAGCACCUCACACAUGAUUUAUCUGACCAAGCUGAGCAGAAUGAUCAGCUGACUGAAACAUUAAAAACAAAGUAUGCUGAUGAAAAAAGACUUCUCCAAGAAGAAAAUGCAGCUGCAACAAAGAAAAUGAGGAAUGAGUUCGAAAUUGAAGAAGAGCAGAAAAGAAUGGCUGCAGAGAAUCGGGAACGCCAGCUCCAAAAUGACGCAUUCAAUUUAAAAUUUCAAUGUGAACGAUUAAGACACAAAUGUAAGAUGCUCGAGGAUGUCCUUCAAAAAGACUCGGAUGAGAAACUUCAGGCAGCGAUUGCUCAAUAUAAACAUUUACCAAAGGAGGUUGAAAGCCUGAAAACAGUGCUGGAGCUGAGGAACAAAAUGUACAUGAUUUACGAAGGCAAAAAAUGGAAUUAGAAAAAGAGCUUGAAGUGAUUCCUGAACAUGAAGAAAAGAUAAAACGAUAUGAACGACGUAUUGAAGAAUUAAAAGCAAUUGUUGGAAGGAAAGCCGAUUUAGAGAGACAAUUAUCAUCCGAACACAGAGCAUUGAAGGAAACGUUAGACAAACAGUCGACGGAAAAGAAACGCCUUUCAAUGGAAAAUGAGGAACUCGUUUGGAAACUACAACAAAGUGAGUGUGGGUCCCCAGUUUGCUUGACUCCACCUACCCCUACAAGGACGACACGAAUGCCUUCUCCAACCAAUUCAUUUAGUCGCACAAAUCUGUUACGUUUAAGCUCAUCGGAGAGUCACGAUAACGUGUUCAUGUCGUAUGAACAGAAGAUGGACCAGAGUUUAAAUUGACGGAUGAAUAAAUAAGUCAUCCACCAUUUUGAAAUUCAAAACCUUUAUAAAACUUUGAGGAAUUUGUAGUCAAGUUUUACACAAAGGGAAUAUAAUUCUGUAGGUAUAUUGUUGAAACAAAAUCCCGUAUUAAUAACGUGGGACUGUCGGAAAAUACAGUCCUAUAGGAAAGCGGAGGGACUGUUUACAUACACCCUAUAGGAAAAGACAGCAGAAACUAGGAAACAGCAUUCAUAUGGGAAGACAAAAUCAACUUUUAAUCCUACAAUAUUUCAACUCAACUUGAUGCAAUUUUGUUGACAAACAAUGAAUGUAUACUUACAUUACAGAACAACUAAUGAAUAUUUAGCUUUCAAAAAUAACCAAUUAGUGUGGACCAAUUAAUGACUUUAAUCAUUUCUCGACUCAACUCCAGUUUACGUAUAUCAGGUGGAAUAGUUAGUAUUCUGCUACUUUUCACAAAAUACCGAAAGGUCCACUGAUUAAUCUCAGAUAAGAAAGUAUAAUAAUAAAUCUGAUGAUGACAUAAUUAAUGUUGAAAUGUUGAAUCCCAACAAGUAUUUCAAUACGUGGAGUAUGUAUUAUACUUUCUUUUCACAAACUAAGUAUUGGAAUGUAAUCUGUUUUAGCACUGUGUAUCCUGAACACUAAAUCUGGGUUUUGAUAUCCCAUAAUAAGAUUAUAUGGUAACUGAGUGUGUGUUGGCAAUGUGAGGUAAAGUGUUCAAGGUGUAGGUUGUGUCUCAGGAAUGAGGAAAGAAAAUUGUACUUUAUUUAAUAUGACAGCAAAAUGUUGUACUUUAUAUAAUGUGGAAGCCAAAUGUUGUAUAUGGGCUGAGUAGAUUGCUUCACCAAUGAGUAUCAGGUGCAGUCUGGUGUGGUAGAGGGCAAGCGGUUGCCUAGAUUGAUUCUAGUGAUUAAUGGGGCAAGUAAAGUGUAGUUGCUCACUGAGUUUUGGGCAAGUAGUGAUGAGUUUUUGUUGAGAAUGAAUAUUGUUUAGGUUAUUGAUAUAAUGAUCUGGGGUUAUUGACCUCCAAUUUAGGUCAUUGACCUUUUGGUAUUAUUCUGUUGAAACUUUUUGUGUGUGGAUUGUAAUGAUUACAAUUGAGUUUGAGAAGACAUCUUUAUAUGAAUGACAUCAUUUCUAUAAAAAAAAAAAAAAAGAAUGACGCCAUUGAUUGUAUAGUGAGAUGAAUGUGUUUGCAAAUAGUUUGGUUUUUCUUGCUGAAAAUAGGCUGAAAAUGUUCAAUAGCUUUCAACCUAACUGUUAAUAAAUUAAGUUGUAUUGUUA
Messenger RNA from Anneissia japonica, 2156 nucleotides. Its product is annotated as microtubule-associated tumor suppressor 1 homolog A-like. Gene Ontology annotation, cellular component: nucleus; cytoplasm. The transcript has 5 exons. The record is from RefSeq and is a predicted model, not a curated record. The coding region runs from base 468 to 866 and encodes 132 amino acids. Gene Ontology annotation, molecular function: microtubule binding. Lineage: Eukaryota; Metazoa; Echinodermata; Crinoidea; Comatulida; Comatulidae.